CUAGAGCAGAAUGAAAACUCCUCCUACAAGCUUUAUCAAGUGCUCUGCUGGACACUGAUAGAAGUCACAAGACUACUCUAACUGCUACAGAUAUAGUGAAUGCAGGGUCUGGGAAGACAGAUAUAGUGAAUGCAGGGUACGGGGAAACCAGAUAUAGUGAUUGCAGGGUCCGGGGAGACCAGAUAUAGUGAAUGCAGGGUCCGGGGGAGACCAGAUAUAGGAAUGCAGGGUCCGGGGAGACCAGAUAUAGUGAAUGUAGGGUCCGGGGAGACCAGAUAUAGUGAAUGCAGGGUC
Staurois parvus is the source of this 294-nucleotide messenger RNA. NCBI's taxonomy places the organism in Eukaryota, Metazoa, Chordata, Amphibia, Anura, Ranidae. The record is from the annotation of a GenBank genome assembly.